GAGUUGCCUUUUCGUCACAAGAGAGACCCCAUCCUCCAAUCGAGUACAAAAGCGUGUAUGUAUCCUCUUGUUUGCUUGCAUCAGUCCCCCAUCAUACGCCAUUUUUUUGCCUUUAAACUCUUCGCGGGUACAACACUUUUCUGAGCAGGAUUUUCGGAGACAGCGGGUCUUGAAUCCGGUUGAAGUGCGGUGUACUCAAAAUCUCCCUUAGUAACAUUAUACCGCGCCUUGCUCUACAUAAGCACGGCUGAUAUCGAACUGUCCAAGCACGAAAGUCACCUUUGACCCGUGACUCUCUGUCUUUAAGAUCUAACCGAGCGGGCAUCACACCAUUCUUUUUUUUAUGCGCACAAGCUCAACCCCAAUCUAAAAAUCUUAGACCAAAGUGCUCUUCCCCCCUCCCCGUCUGCCUUAUCACACUCGCAAACACACCGGUUUUUCUUCCCUUUCCCUCUGAAUCAACCCUCACCGUCACUCAUUUUUGGUCCAGGUUCAACAGAAACCUCCACCUUUUCAACCGGAUACACAUACACAUAUUCGCAUACCUCUUUUUUAUUUAUUUUGUUUGUCUCCCAAAUGACGAACAAAAUGCUUUGUGCGGCAUGGAUGUGUAUGAUCAUAGUGCUCAUGCAAUCGGAAGGACUCAAGGCCUUAGCCCCGCCCCUGACGCAUGGAUCAUCCGAUGCCACCAAAGAACAAGAGCUUGAAAAAAGAUCUUGGUGGACUUGGUCUACCCAAGACGGAUACCGAUCUGGGAGUGGAAAUACUCCUCCUCCUCAAUCUAACCCCGACAAUGGACAGCCAGACUCUUACUCCAGAGCUAGCAUCGGAAUUCACCUCAACCCUCAACCCGUCUCAUCGUCCCAGGGCUCAUAUGGUCGUCCAGCCAAGACCCCAACUUACAAAGGUCCUAAGAUUCAUACGGAUGGCUCGGAGAUCCAACAGUGGUUGAAAUUCCACAACAAGUUCAGAGCUCAAUACAAAGCCGCUCCCCUAAAAUGGAACCCAGCCUUAGUAGCGGCAUCCAAGCGAUUGACUGACACGUGCGUAUGGAGACACACCCAAAACAACGAAUAUGGCGAAAACAUGUCCGCUGGCCAGUCGAGCAUUGAGGAGGUCGUCACAGGUUGGGUGACCGGGCCUGAAGAAAAAGAUUCUUACACGGGCGGCAAUACGGAGCCAUCUCACUUCACUCAGGUCGUCUGGCAGGCGACGACUGAAGUAGGCUGCUACAAAAGCGUAUGCAAGGAUGUGCGAGGAGCAAACCUGCCCCAAUCUCCGGUUACAUUCUGGGCCUGCAACUAUAACCCUGCCGGAAAUGUGAUUGGCGAAAUCGCCCAAAACGUGAAGGCCGCCCCAGGUGGUCGACCCCUCUGAAAAGUUUCCCUAUCCCCCCUCUUCACAUUGUCUGGCCUAUGCCGUGGAGUCCCUUUCGCUGUCGAGAGUUAUAUCCACUGGUGGUUCUCAGCCUUCUACUAGUAGCGGGCUGAACUGCUUUCCUGAGCUUCAAAAUUGUUUUCGGAUUCUUUUUUUUUGCUCCAUUUCCGCCUUGAAGGCUGUCCAGUUCAUCGUCCCGCAGCUCUCUGAUUUUGUCCAAUUGUCGAACAAAACAAAACACUACUUUCAAUUUUUUUUGUUUCUUUUCUUUUUUUUAACGUCUUUUGUUCGGUCCGUUCUACUCGAUUGAGCUCCUCUAUCUGGAGGAUUCUUCACAAGUUCACAUUCUUUCCGCAAUUCACUCAGACUUUCCUCCGUUUCAUUCUCCUUCUUUUUUGCCAUCCUCUUUCCUCUUUGUGAAUAGACUCGCCGUUAUUUAUGAUCAUGGAAGCCUGCAAUGUUUUAUGAUCCCAACUCUUUCCCACCGUGACUCAAAGAUUUUGGAUUCUGACUCAACAGAACGUGGGUUUAUC
Messenger RNA from Puccinia graminis f. sp. tritici CRL 75-36-700-3, 1910 nucleotides. RefSeq lists its product as uncharacterized. Bases 577 to 1377 code for a protein of 266 amino acids. The transcript has 6 exons. The record is from RefSeq and is a predicted model, not a curated record. NCBI's taxonomy places the organism in Eukaryota, Fungi, Basidiomycota, Pucciniomycetes, Pucciniales, Pucciniaceae.